AGCGGACUCGCGCAUGCUCGCUGCGCGCAGCCUCGUCCCCGCGUGCUCUCGCGCGCUUCCUCUCGCCCGCUCUGCUCUUUUUGGUUACUCAGGGGCACGCGCAGCGUUUCGCGCGACGAUUGGCUGCCUCGGUGGCGGCGCCACAGGACCGGGCAACUACGCGAGCGGAGUGGGCGCUUAAGGAUCCCGCGGCUCCUCAGUGUCGGCGGCGGAGGCAAGCGGUGGCAGUGACAGCAGUGACCACUGAGCAGUAAUUGCCCAAGAUGUCGAAUAUCAAAAUCUUCAGCGGGAGCUCGCACCAGGACUUAUCCCAGAAAAUAGCUGACCGCCUGGGCUUGGAGCUAGGCAAGGUGGUGACUAAGAAAUUCAGCAACCAGGAGACCUGUGUGGAAAUUGGAGAAAGCGUUCGUGGAGAGGAUGUCUACAUUGUUCAGAGUGGAUGUGGUGAGAUAAAUGACAAUCUAAUGGAGCUUUUGAUCAUGAUUAAUGCUUGCAAGAUUGCUUCAGCCAGCAGGGUUACUGCAGUCAUCCCAUGCUUCCCUUAUGCCCGCCAAGAUAAGAAGGAUAAGAGCCGGGCUCCAAUCUCAGCUAAGCUUGUUGCAAAUAUGCUAUCUGUAGCAGGUGCGGAUCAUAUUAUCACCAUGGAUCUACAUGCAUCUCAAAUUCAGGGUUUCUUUGAUAUCCCGGUGGACAAUUUAUAUGCAGAGCCAGCUGUCCUAAAGUGGAUACGGGAGAAUAUAUCUGAGUGGAGAAACUGUACUAUUGUCUCACCUGAUGCUGGUGGAGCCAAGAGAGUGACCUCCAUUGCAGACCGGUUGAAUGUGGAUUUUGCUUUGAUUCACAAGGAACGGAAGAAGGCCAAUGAAGUAGACCGCAUGGUACUAGUAGGAGAUGUGAAGGAUCGUGUGGCUAUACUUGUGGAUGACAUGGCUGACACUUGCGGUACAAUUUGUCAUGCUGCUGACAAACUUCUCUCAGCUGGAGCUACCAGAGUUUAUGCUAUCUUGACGCAUGGAAUCUUCUCUGGCCCUGCCAUUUCUCGCAUCAACAAUGCAUGCUUUGAAGCAGUAGUAGUUACCAAUACCAUACCUCAGGAAGACAAGAUGAAACACUGCUCCAAAAUACAGGUGAUUGACAUCUCUAUGAUCCUUGCAGAAGCCAUCAGGAGAACCCACAAUGGAGAAUCUGUCUCCUACCUGUUCAGCCAUGUUCCUUUGUAAUAUAACUUCUGAAGCAUUUUGAAAAUAAAACCAAACCCACCCCUUGUUUUUCUUGGUAUUGGUGAGUUUAGCAGAAAACCCGACUUGCUUCAGUAUAGCUUUUUACAUCUCACAUUAACUAUAUUUGAAUUUAUUUUAAAUUGGAGAAAGACAGAUUGUUGUUAACUGCUAGGAUGCCCUACCUGCAUUGUUGGAUCCUGGCUUUCUUGUUUAUUUUGUGAGCCUUGCAGCUUUAAGUUGAGCUCAGCUCUUGAAAGGUGUUAAGAGAGUAAUCCACAUGGUCCUUAAGACAUGAUUGACAAAGCUCAUGCUCCAUUGCAUGUGAAUGCUUUUUUUCAUUCAGAAUAACUAGCAACAAAGCUAGCCCAUGAGUAGUACGUUUUCAGAGGUCUACAGUAAGAACCCUGAGCGUCCUUACACAUAGUUCAGUGGUUGAGCAUCCUGUAAGGCAGGGGUAGGUAACUCAAUGCAGUAAUUAAUUUUUGGAAGGAAAAAAAAAAGCCUAAUCCAUUACUGUCUUUUUGACUGUAUAGCUUAGAUUCUCUACACCUAUUCCUUUCCAGUUGGCUUUAUUUACCUUUAGCUAUCUUGAUACUUUCUUGGCCAAAUAUCCUGGACUCAGUGAUCAUUGUGACACAAUGUGGUGUAAGACAAAGUGGCUUCUUGCUAUGUAACUGCUAGCAUUCACACUAGGUAACCUCCCUUAGCCUCCUACCACUGAGGUGGUGGGUUUAGAUGGUGUCGUAGUGCCUUUGAUUAACUUAAGUAUUUAGCUUUCAUCUUCCUUAGAUCUCUUUGUCCUCCCAAUUGAACACAUUUCUGCUAAACAAUUUGGUCUUAUCUUGUGUAGAAAAAAGUUAAUAAAAUGUCUGUCAUGUGUGAAAAAAAAGAUUCUGUAAAGUUUGUUUGCUUGUUUUGUCAUUGUUAGAAUAAUACCCAAGAAAAACAAAGAUUUAUUUUGACUUCAGUGUUUUGGGCUCCAUUCUUGGAUGGAGAUAAAACCUUGUGGGAGAGCAUGAUAGUUCCAGUACAGCUGCUAAGUUGGGGACAGCAGGAACCCUUCAAAGACUGGCCUGAGUGGCCCAUUCCUCAGUUCAAGCCCUUCCUCUAAGAGUCCUCAAGAUUCAUUCACCUUUAGAAUGGAUUAUGUGGCAACUGAGCCUUCAGGGGGGACAUUUUAAAUUCAAAUCCUGGCAGUAUUCUAAAGCCAAGUGGGCAGUAAAGUUCCUAGCAAUUUUUAUUCAGAAGCCAUUGCAGUCGGGGGAAAAAGCAAAUGUAGAGUCAGGCUUUUUUUCCAAAUAAAUCAAGGACAAGGAAAGUUAGAGGUCAGGAGUAGGAUCAGAGUCACUGGAUGAAAACAUCAUCCAUGUAGAGGGAAUUUGUGCUUAAAUCUACUGACAAUCAUGGAGGCAAACCAGGGUUUAUGAGAUUUUUCAAGAUGUGAGAACCUCAAAACUCUGUAAGCAAGAUUCUUGUUAAAGCUGAGCUAGGCAGAGACAAACACAGGGCUGAAGGUUGAAACCUAAUAGAGUAGAUGAUUCUAAGAUUAAGUUUGGUUUUUAUCAUUCAUAGUAUUAGCUUUUCUAUAACUUGACUCAUCUGGGUCUUACUCUUCAGUUUACUAAGAGAUGUGGUGAAGCGUCCAGCUACAGUUAUGUCCUUGUUUGUCCUCUAAGUUGUACAUUUACAAAUACUCCUGAUUGUGUGUUUAUGCACACACUCCUGUGUUAGGUGUCCUUUAUUGCUCUCUAUUUUUUUGUAGCAGGGUUCUUCCCUGACUCUAGGCCUCCUGUUGGUUCAGGUAGGUGCAGGUCAACAAAACUAAACUGUCAUCUUGUCUCCAUCCAAGAGACAAGAAGGCUUGGAUUACAGGCAUGCACCUGGAUGCUCCACUUUACGUGGAUGCUGGAAUCCAAACUCUGGAUUCACGAUUGUUUGGCAGGUGCCCUUUCCAGCUUCUUUUCACCAGAAGUGUUUGAUGUUUAUAAGUUACAGCUUUUCAUAUUAGGAUCGUUUAUGUCUGGGGAGUGGGUUUGAUGCUUUUAUAUACUUUUUUAGAUUUAGAUUUUAUUUUUCAUUUUACUUUAUCUUGUUUACAUCCUUUUUUCCUACUCUGUCAAUUAUUUUGAGUCAUAUCAUUUAAAAAUGGCAAUUUGUGGACUGUUUUCAUGUUUGUGUGUUUUGUUAUUGCUUAGGUAUUAGUUGUUGGUGAAGCACAAGCAUCUAUAUACUCAUCAUAUAACUGAAAACAAUUUUGCCUUGUUUUACUUUCUUAGGUAGAAUUUGGAUUGUAAUUUCUUACAGAUAUCAAAUCAGAGUGUUAGAAUGGUGUUUUUCAUUGUCUCACUUGUGCAUACAAUCUAAAAUAAAUUUAAAUUUCUUUUUAAUUAUUUCUUUCUGAUAAAUUUUAAACUAGCAUAUCUUGAAACUGGUAUUUCGAUACUUUUAUUACCUUCAGAAUUUAAUGUAAAUUUAAGCCACUUUUAUAAUUUGUGUCAAAAAGCUUAUUGCCAGCCUGGGAGCUGUAGAUACUGUAUGUUCUACCUAACAACAUUCCAAAGCAGAACAUUUUAUUCCCUGGCAUGAGCUGGCACAGUGGGCAGGAUUAUUGUAAUUCAUUUGGGUAAAUGAACUGAAGCUUAAUGUACAAAAAUAUUCUGUCAGUUUUUACAAUUCUGUAAUGAUAAAAACUGGGUUUAGAAUUUCAGCAUCUUAAUUUCUAUUGUCCUUAUCCCAUUCUGAUUAUUUGAUCUUCUUUUCAAUUAAAGUCCAUAUAUUAUCUUUAA
Messenger RNA from Mus musculus (house mouse), 4006 nucleotides. RefSeq names its product phosphoribosyl pyrophosphate synthetase 1-like 3 (gene Prps1l3). Gene Ontology annotation, biological process: ribonucleoside monophosphate biosynthetic process; nucleotide biosynthetic process; 5-phosphoribose 1-diphosphate biosynthetic process. The transcript is spliced from 2 exons. NCBI's taxonomy places the organism in Eukaryota, Metazoa, Chordata, Mammalia, Rodentia, Muridae. The coding region runs from base 264 to 1220 and encodes 318 amino acids. The record is from RefSeq and is marked validated. Gene Ontology annotation, molecular function: magnesium ion binding; ribose phosphate diphosphokinase activity.